Molecule: messenger RNA, 195 nt
Organism: Cylicostephanus goldi
Lineage: Eukaryota; Metazoa; Nematoda; Chromadorea; Rhabditida; Strongylidae
Source: the annotation of a GenBank genome assembly
AUGCUACUUCUUAUAAUCCUUAGCCUUGCUGGAUACUCGCUGGCUCUCGGUUCAAUACAAUCCGUGGCGGUUACCGGAAUUUUGGAAUGCAAUGGAAAACCAGUCACUGACGCCAAGUUGAAACUCUAUGAUGAGGAACUUCUUGGAACGUGGGAGUUAGAGGAAAGAAAAGAAACUAAUGAAACCGGCGGAUUU